Cyanidioschyzon merolae strain 10D is the source of this 1971-nucleotide messenger RNA. Its product is annotated as probable cell division protein glsA. Bases 1 to 1971 code for a protein of 656 amino acids. Lineage: Eukaryota; Rhodophyta; Bangiophyceae; Cyanidiales; Cyanidiaceae. Gene Ontology annotation, cellular component: cytosol. The record is from RefSeq and is a predicted model, not a curated record. Gene Ontology annotation, molecular function: ribosome binding; Hsp70 protein binding. The transcript has a single exon. Gene Ontology annotation, biological process: regulation of translational fidelity; 'de novo' cotranslational protein folding.
AUGGAGCACGAGAGCCGAUCCCGGUCACAGACGGGACCCAGGCGGGCGCUUCCGUACGCUAGCACGACAUCAGCGGCUAGUGCGGUGUUCGCGUCCGCAGCGCGCUGUCGCCCGAGGCGCCUCGAGUGCGCUGGGCGUACCUUCUUCGAGUGCUUUGAGUCCAGCCUUCGCGAUGCGUUGCCUGAAGCCGACUCCACCGGCACGCACGACGACCCGAGCGUGUCGGAUAACGCACCACAACCGGCAAAGCUGGACGCAUUGUUGAUCGCUGUUCGCCAAGGCGACUGGUACCGGCUUUUGGGACUGGAAAACAUUCGAUACCUGGCCAGCACAGACGAUAUUCGACAAGCGUAUAAGCGGGUAUCCCUUGCUGUGCACCCGGAUCGAGUGGUGCGUCUGUCUCCGAACGCACGUCAGCAGGCGCAUGAGGUAUUCCAGGGACUCCAGCAGGCGCUGCGGGUGCUCCUACACCCGCAACGUCGCCUGAUUUAUGACUCGAAGGACGGAAACUUUGACGAUAGUGUCCCGGAUGAAGAGGAUGCGCACGAUGAAGCUGCGUUCUACGCAGUCUUCGGGGCAACGUUUCGCCGCAAUGCACGCUGGAGUUGCCGGCAGCCGGUGCCGCUUCUCGGCGAUGCCUCGACACCAGACGAUGAAGUGCUAGCGUUUUACGCGUUCUGGCAAGCGUUUGAGUCGUGGCGCGAGUUCCCUUCGGAAGAUGCGGAUCAGCUGUGGGAGGAUCAGAGUAUGACUCGCGAGGAACGUCGCUUUCAUGAACGCCAGGAGCGCAAAGCGCGCCUGCGACGGAAGCAGCUGGAGCGCGCACGUAUUCGGCAGCUUGUCGAGCGGAGUUAUCGGUUGGAUCCGCGUAUGCGCAGGAUACGCGAAGCUGAGCGCCAGCGCAAAGCGGCUGAGCGGGCAGCACGGCGACGCUUUCGGGAGCAGUGGCUGGAGGCAGCGGAUGGAGCGCCUGCGCAGGCGCAGCAUCCCGCGGAAACGUCAUUAUCUCAGAAUGCAGCCGUCUAUGGAGAAGCUGUGCGCCCUGCGUUGCGCACUGCGUCUGUGGAAGUAGACGCAGUGGCGUCGCAUGCGUCCACGGAUCAUCGAGUGACGCCUGGGGCACAGUGCCAGACACUGGUACAACCGCCUGGUGUUCAUGAGGGUACCGGACGUGCCGGGCGCGCUGAUGCGCUCGAAAGGCAUCAGAGGCAUCGCGGCGAGUUCGCAGACGCUGGAAGCACCACCAUGGAUGCGGGUGGCGAUGCAGCUGCACUCGCGACGACUGCCGGCUCUAACUCGUCGUCGCGGUUGUCAUCGCUCAGCGGAGACGCAGAGGGAUCGCACGAAACGUCAUGCGGUGUGGGCGGUUGCCGAAAUGGGGCAGCGACGAUUGCUCCUGAUGCCGCGUCUACGCAGCGCGCUGCAAAUGCGGAUGCAUGGAGUGCGCAGGAGCUGGCGCUUCUCUCGCGUGCACUGAAAAAGUAUCCCGCUGGUACGCGAGACCGCUGGACGCGCAUCGCGGAAGCGUUGCAGCACCGGUAUACGCCGGCUGAGAUACGGGCUCAAGCGCAGGCGCUCAUGCGGGCGCCACAGAGCGUUGGUCAACGCAUUGCCAGCCUGACGCCACCGAAUGUUGCUUCCUGGACGGUCAGUGAGCAGCGGCAACUGGAGGAGGCGCUGCGACGUUUUGGUGCUUCCAAAGGUGCAGCCCGGUGGCAGCUUAUCGCCUCCCUCGUUCCGACACGAAGCGCAGCCGCAUGCGCUGCUCGUUUUGAGGAACUGCGCGUGUUUUACGCGUCGCUGCAACAUUCGACUACUACUACUGCUACUGCUGCUGCUGCUGCUGCUGCUGCUGCUGCUCCUGCUGACUAUGAUCAUACUGCGGAUGGACAUCAGCGGACGUCACCGGUGACACUGGCGACACCAGCGAGCCGACCAGCACUGGGUGCGUUCUCGACGAAACGGGAGUAG